Messenger RNA from Thalassophryne amazonica, 2343 nucleotides. RefSeq names its product F-box only protein 40. NCBI's taxonomy places the organism in Eukaryota, Metazoa, Chordata, Actinopteri, Batrachoidiformes, Batrachoididae. The transcript is spliced from 3 exons. Gene Ontology annotation, cellular component: cytoplasm. The coding region runs from base 65 to 2101 and encodes 678 amino acids. The record is from RefSeq and is a predicted model, not a curated record. Gene Ontology annotation, molecular function: ubiquitin protein ligase activity; zinc ion binding; protein binding.
UGCAGAGGUGCCAGCAAACAGAAGGUCUCAGGCUCAGAGGAACAAAGGGUGAAGAGCAGAAAAAAUGUCAGCAGAGAAGCAUGAGCACUGUGACAAGUGUUACAACCGCUGCUGUCAAGUCCCAGUGCAGCGCUCUGUCUCGUGUUUGAUCACAAAAUGCAAUAAAAACUGUGGUGCCGUCUUCCACAUGUGCAAAGAAAAGGAACACCAGCUUCUCUGUCCCAAUGAGUCUGUCCCCUGUCUCAGCGCAUACUAUGGUUGUCCUCUUACCAUGCUGCGUCACAGGCUUUCCAAACACCUAGAAGUCUGUCCUGCCAGCAUUGUCAGCUGUUCUCAGGAAUGGAACCGCUGGCCUGUAGCUGACACAAAUUUGACCUUCUACAGAAACCUGUCAUGUAACCAAAAAAAUGAACAUUACCUGGAUGUUUCCACAGCUCUUGGGGACCAAGAGCUGCUCUUUCAGUCAGUCAAAAUGAAGAAUAUUUUUCCUGAGCUAAUAAUGAAUGGGGAUCCUGCAGACACUGACAAGGCUGCUGAGGUCAAAUGUUCUGCCGAUGGAGAAGACAGUUCAUUUGAUCACAGUGAAUAUACAGAAAAUCAAUUCAGAAUGAUGGAGGAAAAUGAACUGAGCCAGAAGGAGAGGAAUGCACUGGCAAACAACUGUGACAUGGAGAGUAUCCAAAACUACAGCUCCUGGGAGGGAAUAUUCAAGAAGGAAAUGGAGGCAUGCAAACAAACGGUCAAAAACCUGAAUAAACCAGCCAACUGUUACAAGUCUGCAAAAGAAGAAAAAGAAUCAGCGAAUGAGACCAGAGACACCCAGCAUGGACAAGCUGAGGCUGCUGCUGCAAACACAAAUGGUGCAACUGGCCUUGCACCUUGGCAAGAUGGGGUACUUGACAGGUUAGGAAGAGAAGUUAAUAUUGGUGAGUAUAACAUGUAUCUUGUGCACCAUGGAACAAUGUUGAUCACCUUUGGCCAACUUGCUGCAUGUACACCAAGAGAAAAGGAUUUUGUUUAUGGAAACCUGGAGCCUAUAGAGGUUCAAACUGUUCGGUCAUUUAAUGUCCCUACAAGUUACAGAGCAAAACGCAGUCUUCUGAGGGACCCCAUGCACAAACCACCGACUGAACACAAAACUGUUGAUACCACCGAGCUUGGUGUGUCAGUUGAAGAUUUACCGAAGUCUGAUGAGGUUGCUGACACACUCCUGUGCUGCUUGGAAAAUGAACUCAAAGGACACAUGAUAUCCGAGAGCACAGCAACAGAUGGCCUUUACAAAGAUGUGGGAACACAGACGUACAACUUUGUCUCUGCUCCGUUCAAAGCCAAUACAUCACUGGCUGAUGUCAUAGCAGGUAAACCUCAACAUCUUUACAUCAAUAUCGAAACAGAGUCAGUCACCAGAAGACAUAACAAAACAAGUUCAGCCUUCACUUACCUCUGUGGCCACGUGUUUCGCCGGGAUGAAUACUGCACUCAUUUUAAAAAUGUGCAUUUAGACAUACAAGCUUCUCUGAAUGGUUGGUUCCAACAGCGGUGCCCCUUGGCUUACCUCGGCUGUACUUUUGCUCAGAACAGAUUCCACCCUACCAGGCAUCAAGCUGCAAUCAAUUACUGUCGAGAUCUCAGAACCUUUGUCCUCCAUCCAGUUGUACCUUCAUCUCUCUGUGAAAGUGGGAAAAUUAUCAGCCCUUACAGAAAAACUGCUUCUGACUUGGAUCCUCUGAGCAGUUUUCCACUUGAGAUCCUUCAGCACAUUGCUACUUACCUUGACAGUUUCACAUUAUCCCAGCUGUCUCAGGUAUCCCAUCUGAUGAGAGAAGUGUGUGCUACAUUGUUGCACGAGAGGGGCAUGGUGUCUCUCAGUUGGGAUAAAAAGACAUAUUCCAAUGGAGGAACCUCAUGGAAAUGCCAAAAGAAAGUGUGGGAGUUCAGCUCUCUCUUUUCACCUGUGGACAGCUGGAGCUUCAGCAACAAUCCUUCGAUGUCAGAUCACCUGAAAAGCUGCUCCUUCUACCAGAGAGAGGAGCGCAGCGAGCCCGUGGCAUUAACCUGCCUGUGGGAGGCCAGAGACAAACACGGACAUGUACAGCAGUAAACACGAGGCUGUUGACACCAAACCUCAGUGGGAGGACUGCGUGUGAGAACUGCCAUGUUUAGGAUGACUGUUGUCUGAGAUGCACACUCCCUCAAAAUGGAAAGCACCUCUGUAUGUACAGCUAGAGCUGACACAUAUUUUACAUAUUUAUAUGUGGAAAAAUUCAUUUUGACAUAAACUACCUUUUUUCGAUUCUCAUCCUCUUGAGCUGUGAAUAUAACCCACUCACUGGAUUUUACAGU